This is a messenger RNA of Ornithodoros turicata, 8302 nucleotides long. RefSeq lists its product as uncharacterized. Lineage: Eukaryota; Metazoa; Arthropoda; Arachnida; Ixodida; Argasidae. Bases 150 to 5474 code for a protein of 1774 amino acids. The record is from RefSeq and is a predicted model, not a curated record. Gene Ontology annotation, molecular function: chitinase activity; phosphatidylinositol deacylase activity; chitin binding. The transcript has 28 exons. Gene Ontology annotation, cellular component: extracellular region; endoplasmic reticulum. Gene Ontology annotation, biological process: GPI anchor metabolic process; chitin catabolic process; endoplasmic reticulum to Golgi vesicle-mediated transport.
UUGGAGCGUGUCCAAUGUUGUUGAAUUGGAUAAAUGUUGAAUAUGUGUGAUUUCCCACACUCUACUCUACCAAAUCCACCAACCCUACUCGGCAGCGCGAAGGGGCGAAAGGCCGAUUCUGCCUAACAAGUGGGCAGGCAUGUGGUGGCAUGGCACCGUUGCUCACGAGCACUAUGGAACUGACAUUCAAGUCAAUAUUAGGGCUGUGGAGUUUAGUAGCUGUACUGUUCGGUCUAGUCGAUGUAUUAACAAACUUUGAGGAAAAUGCAUGCGAAAUGACGUGGAUGUUUCAAGUGCCAGAGUUCAUCCCAAUUUCUCUGGAUGCAUCCGUCCACGAAAGGUUUCCGAAGUAUCAACUAAUUGUUUAUGGCGAAGGGUCGUACGCACAGAGCUUACGCAAUGGUACGCUGAGAGGGAUGCCAGUGCUAUUCGUUCCCGGCAACGCCGGAAGUUACCGGCAAGUGAGAUCAAUCGGUUCCGUACUUAUGCGGAAAAGCAGCCGACUGGAUCAUCACUUUGACGUCUUCUCUGUCGAUUUCCAUGAGGAACUGUCAGGUCUCUAUGGUCAAGUUCUUCAAGACGAGACGGCUUUUCUUCAUGAAUGCAUCAAGACAGUGCUCAAAUUAUACGGGUCAAACACAAGCCUGGUAUUACUGGCCCAUUCGAUGGGUGGUGUGGUCGCAAGAGCUCUGUUCACCCUUCCAGACUUUAAUCCUGACAGCGUCUCUCUGAUUGUGACGUAUGCAACUCCUCAUCGCAGUGCAGUUGCUCUUCUCGAUUGGCACAUGGCGAAAUUCUACGAAAAAUUACGAGAAAUGUGGUCCAGAAAUCACCGAGUCCCAAUUGUUUCCAUCGCUGGCGGUGACCGUGACUUUCUGGUGAGGACAGAUUUGACCAAUUUACCACACUCUGCCCUGUCAACCACAACGACUGCCGUGCCUGCAGUUUGGGUUUCUACCGAUCAUUUGUGCAUUGUUUGGUGUCAACAACUUGUUUUGGCAACUGCGAGGGCACUCUUGGAUUUGGUUGACAAAAAGAAGAAAAUGGUGAUUUCAGACCAACAAAAGGUCCAUCAGGUGUCCCACUUUCACUUCUUGAAACAGCCAUUUGGGAAACAAUUGACAGCUUAUCCCGAAAGCGUACAGUUUGGAACAGGUGGUGAAUGGAUAGAGAAAUUUGAAGGCUCCUGGCGAUUUGCAAGAGCAAAGGUGUUGUCCUCUGUGUUCCUGACUGUGCCACUCUACGAACAGGAUUCAGUCGUUAUUGUUGCUUCAGGCCUGGAAAACAGGGAUUGGAUAUUUGGGUGCACUGCCACUAAAGAUGUACGGGGACGAAUUGUCUGCGCAAAGGGCAUCAGCCUUUCAGUCGAGGGAGAAAGGAUACCAGCAAAGCACUCGGAUCAAGAGAGACGCCUAUUCCACGGACGAUCUUUUUCGUUAAAGAUGAGAGGCUUCAAGUAUCUCCUAAUCAAGAUUCUUCCAACAGGAGCUAAGGUGACCGUCCUGGGUGAACGUUACAGGAAAGGAGGUCGCAACAAACGUUUGCCGCCACCGUCACCUCUGUGGGCACUAACUUCUUCUAAAGUGUUGACUAUACCCAUGACAGAGGGAGCCGUCUUUUACAAUGUAACCCUCGUUGGAUUCAGGCAUGUUCUACAGACUUAUGUCUACACCAUCGAAACCAGGAUCUGUAGAACUGGAACACAAGGUCAAGGCAUUGUGCGCUACGUUGUACCCUGGGCUCAUGAAGAUCGAUUCUUCCACAUCAGGACAGCAAUGGGUGCUGUAACUCCCAUGGCUCUGAAAAUCUACAAUCCAGUGCCUGAAGGAGAGCAUUGCUCUGGAGUUGUUCUGGAGCUGUACCUCGAUCCCGAGUGUAGCUACACUCUUUCUGCACAGUUCUCUUUAAAGCAUUUUUUUGGACAGGUGGUGAAGCACUAUGCAGGCAUGGUGCCAGCAUAUUCUACAGCACAGGUGAUGCUUGCCCUUGGCUUUCAGCUCUCAUCUAUAUCGACAACAGGCCUCUGUCCGUCUCUCUUGACUGCAUUGAGCCAGGCAAAGUCUGCCCUUAUUCUCAUUUUCUUCCCUACUAUCUUCCAAGGAGUGCUCUGGCCUAUUUUUAGCUUUGUCCUGCCACAGCCUGACAACAUUGGUGCGCAUGGAUUUGAAAAUGUCACCCUGAGAGCAGGUCUGUACAUCGUUGGAAUUGGCAUUAGUGUUGCCACCGUCUUUCUGUUUGCUGCCUGUGCUAUUGCUCUUGGACAUCUUUAUAUAAGGUUGCGGCAAAAUGAAAAACCUGCAUUCAAGAAACAAAUGGAUGUAACCUGGUCACGAUUAAUUCUAUGUCUCACCUUAUUCCUCAUUGGAAUCUCGCUGGCCACCUGUGCAGCAUUAGCACUUUGGUUAGGAUUUGUCAUUUCAUGCGUUAAGAUGACGUAUCUGUGGAUCUCUCUUUUCCUGGCUGUGGCCACAGUUGCUGUACCCGCCCGAUCAACCAACCUGAAAAUCGUGUGUUACUACUCAAACUGGGCAGUGUACAGACCAUCUUUAGCGAAAUUUACGCCACAGAACAUCAACCCUUAUUUAUGUACGCAUAUAAUCUACGCAUUCGCCGGCUUCAAUAAACGUUACGAGCUCAAGCCUUAUGAUCCUUAUAAUGACAUUGAACAAGGGAACUACAAGAAAUUUGUCGGGUUAAAAGAAUACAACCCCGAUUUGAAGACCAUGGUUGCCGUCGGAGGUUGGAAUGAAGGCUCCAAACGGUUCUCUCACAUGGUAUCAGAGCGCAGCCAGCGGCAGAAAUUCGUUCGAAGCGCAGUAAAAUUCUGUCGGGAGCACAACUUCGACGGUAUCGACCUGGAUUGGGAAUAUCCGAGCUUCCGCGAUGGCGGCAAGCCCGAGGACAAGCAAGGCUACGCUCUCCUUAUCAAGGAACUACGGGAAGCCUUUGAGUCAGAAUCGGUGCCGGCCAAUAAGGAAAGACUUUUGCUCUCUGUGGCCAUGCCCGCUGGGAAACAGUAUAUAGACGGUGGAUUUGAUGUCAAGACUGUCGCCAAGUCUGCAGACUUCUUGAACCUCUUAACGUACGACUAUCAUACAGCGUACGAAGCCACAACGCAGCACCAUUCUCCACUCGCACCAAGAGACAACCUCGAAGAGUGGGACGAAGAGAACAAAUUGAACGUCCGUUGGACUGUCGACUACUAUCUCCGCCAGGGAGCUCCCAGAAACAAACUAAUUGUAGGCAUACCAACCUACGGCCGCUCGUACACCCUUGCCGAUCCAGAAGACACGGAGCUUGACGCCACAGCUGAAGGACCAGGAGAACCAGGGAACUCUACCCGUGAAAAGGGUUACUUGGCCUACUACGAGAUUUGUCAGAACGUCAACGAGCUUGGUUGGGAGGUGGAACGUCCUUAUCCAAAUUUGAUUGGUCCUUACGCAUUUAAAGACGACCAGUGGGUGGGCUUUGACGAUGAAGAAAUCAUCCGCGAGAAAGCCCGCUACAUCCUGAAGGAAAACCUUGGCGGGGCCAUGGUCUGGACGCUGGACAAUGACGAUUUCCGUGGCAACUGCGGCGGCGAGCAGAGCCCUUUGAUAGCGGCCCUGAGAAAAGCGCUACUCGCCACAGACCAAGAUACAGCACCGCCUCCUAUUAGACGUACUACGAGCCGCAAGAAGGGUCGUUCCUCCAACCAGUCUAGCCUCAGGCCUGGUGGAAGAACAAACAUUGCCCUCUCCCACACUACCCCGGAGCCACCCCCUACUCCGGAUCCUGGACCGGCUUUUGAAUGUGACGACGAAGGUUUUUUCAACAACCCUCGCGACUGCCGCAAAUACUUCUGGUGUCUGGAUAGCGGACCUGCAAACUUGGGCAUCGUCGCUCAUGCGUUUACGUGUCCGUCGGGCCUCUACUUUAAUUCAAAGUCUGAGGCAUGCGACUACAAAGAAAAUGUCGUUUGUAGAUCGCCGCCUGUUGAGCUUCCUGCAACGACGACCAAGAAGCCCAGGCGAUCAAAGGCGCGUUCGACGACGACAACGACGACCACAACAACCACGGCUCCACCGGACAUAGGGGACAAGGAAGAUACGGAUGUGGCCGAAUUGCUUCGUCUGCUUAAGAGCAUUGGCGGUGUCGACAAACUGCAAUCAUUCCUUAGCGGUGAUGAACCGACAGAAGGACGUCAGCUGCGUCGUCCACCGUACGCCCAACACGAAGAACCAGAGUUGCAGAAUGCUACCCAAGGACAACAAAUAAGGCGACCGCAAUUUCAACAAGAACCAGAUUUGUUCAAGUACGUGGAACCAGUAAGACAGCGUGUGGUAGACACACCGGAUACGAAAACUGUUGUCGCGCCAGAUGGAGCUGUUGACGCCCAGCAAAACGAACAGCCUCCAAACCCGUUUCACUUUGUCUAUAAGACUCCAGAGAGGCAUCAAGCACCACAGGAGGCUCAAGUGGCAGACCUUGCUUAUGUGCCCGAUUCACUUCCAUCAUCAGUGCCAGCACCACAACCACCAACUAUACCACCUUUCGUGUAUCAAACCCCUGCGCGAAACUUGCAACCUACAGUAGCUCCAAUACCUGAAAUAGUACCGCAGCCUGUACACGCUGUCGCUCCACAACAGCAAGAACAUGGUGUGUCGCAACCACUUGUUCCCACCACACCGCAACAGGUGUCGCGUCCGGAACCGGCCUUCCAGCCACAAGUGGUUUCGAUUCCUAAGCAAUUCCAACAGGACCAGCAGCCACUAGCAGAAAGGGAUACUGAUCUUACUAUCACAUUACCACAAGACGGGUCUGUGCCUCAAACUGUACCACAACGGCCCAACAAAGUGGUACGCAUUACUGGACCUCCAGGUCAAGCUGCUUUGUUACCACCGGGUGCACGACGUGGUAAACGGAUUAGGGUCAGACCAGCUCAAGUUGACGAACCAAUCGACUUACCAACUCCAGGGCACAGGCGAGUGGCAAUCCGGCGGCGUCCUGUUAUCAGCCCACCCAGUGAACCAUUUGAUCAAGCCGUACAAACCACAACAACGACUACAACCACCACAACCACCACAACCACCACAACGCCACCAACUACCGAAGAGUAUGUCUACGAUUACGAGUAUGAAGACGAUGCCACCGAGACUCCGACGCCGACGACACGACGGACGACAACUACUACAACAACCACAAGACGGCCUAGAAGACGACCGGUUCAUCGAAAGUCCCCAGUGGUCACUGUGGCUACAAAAACGCCAGACAGGUUCGCGCCGCCUCUCAUAGUCAUCGACGAUCAGACUGUGGACUGCAACAAGAGAGGGGUCUUUGUGCAUCCAGAUAAUUGCGGGAAAUUUGUUGUAUGCGCGCCAAAUUCAAAAUCGGCGUCUGGUUUGAGAGGCUAUGUUCAUAAUUGUCCGGCAGAGCAGAUAUAUAUGGAAGCGAAAGGUCGCUGCAUGGGAGGGAGACGUACUACGUGCCAAUGAGACUUUGUUUCUUAAAUGUGGACGGUAUUUUUCCUCCAUCCUCGUUGUGUUGCGGAUGCUUUAGCGAGGACUCCUGUUGUUGAUGGUGGCUACGGAACGUGUAAAUACACUGACUCAACACCGUUGGCACUUCUUCAGUGGACAUAUUUUUGCGGAAUAAACACAUACCAUGCAAUGUGGUUCAUCCAGUGCAUCUAAGAUGAUACAUUUCAAUUCUCGCUGCAUCAUUCUAGGAACGUCGGCAGAAAUUGCUUGAUGUCGUUCACGUUUCUACGGGGACUAGCUUCACAAUAUAUAUAAUAUAUAUUUUUCGGCGAACACAGCUUGAUCAGCGCAGCAUCCCUUGCGUUUGGCCUGUGGACAAUGCAGAAAAAUAUCUGGCAAAUGAAGUGACGCAAGCUCAUCAUGAACCGUCAUUAUGGUGACCCAUACGACCGGUGCCACGGCUACUCCAACUCAUAUCAAGACGGCUCAUACCACACUCAACUCAUACCAGAACAACUCAUACUGGGACAACCCAUUCCAAGAAAACUCAUGCCAAGACAUCUCAUACCAAGACGCCUCAUACCAAGACAACUAAUGCCACAUGAACCCACAAGACAACUGACAACUAAUGAACUCAUGCCACAAGACCCACAAGACAACUCAUACACAUCUCAUCUCAUUCCAAUUCAAGUCGCGCCUGAAAAGACCAUAUGAGAGAAAAAAUAUCACAGAAUAUGACUCAUAGUGAAGGAAAUGUAUGAAACCCACAAACAACAUUUACUGAAGCACACUGAAGGGUUAUUGAAGCGCACUACAUAUGAAAUAUGAAGUUUUGAAAAGACACCAAAUUGAAAAUGUGUCACAUUUCCGUGUCUACGUGGACUGAGACGACACUAAUUAUUUGAGUAGGUGAACGUACGGCCUUAGCACAUAUUCUGGCGUAUGUCACAUCCGAAGAGGUCCAUUGGCAUGCUUCUCCAGGCGCUCUUUUCGUGUUGCCUUUUUUUAUUUCUGAAUUGAAUCUUUCAGACCAAUUGUUUUCUUAAGAUACUGUUGUCUUCACUUCACACUUGCCGUAAAACUGGAUCUCGGCAAGGAGGUGCCCCAGGAAGGAGUACAGAUGUUCUAACGAAGUAUGCAUCCCGAGAGCUGCUUCGUUUUUAGCAGCGUGUAGUUAUUAUGUGCUGUCAACCUGAAUAAGACAGGACGGACCAUUAAGCAAAUGUGCAGUUCCAAUAUUUUUUGUAGUAUCUUUCAAUGAUUCUCUAAUGUACUUCAAUAAACUGUAAAUUGUGAGCUUUGUGUAUUUUCUUCAGAGCAUUUCCUCAUGUCACUUCGACGGGGACGAGUUGAGACUAGUAUGAGUUAACCGCGGCAUGGGCUUUGGCCUGAAAUAGAACGGCUAAAUCGAGUCAGAAACUAAAAAGGCAUCACGAAAACAAAGCCUGCAGAAGCGUACGUGCCAACGGACCCAGCCCGGGCACCAGCCCUUUCCACCCGAUCCCAGGCUGUCUUUUAUACAAAUCGUCGUGUAGACAUUUGUCCGCUUGACCGUGUUGUAUAUGCUUUUAAUGUCAUUGCGAACAAACUUGACUUACAUCUUUUUGGUACAUCUUUAGAAACCUUUAAAUUUAAAUGUCCUUUAAGGUAAGUACCUUUAAGUUUAAAUUGUCUUUCCUUAUCUAUUUCUGAUGUUCUUGUGGUUUUACUAUGCUCAGCCCCAUCGGCAUGCUGAGUCGGUGGCGCGAGAGCAGGGGAUAUGUUCGCGUAGCACGAGCAAUAAACAUUCUUUUGGUUCUGCUGGCUACCGGCCGAGAGCGUCGUUGUCUUGAGCUUCACGACAUGGUGGCAGCGGCUUUCAACUACGCAAUACUACGAUCCAUUUGCGAAACGCCACGCUGCACAUCGAAAUGAACACUAUCCGACAGCCAAACCCUUUCAGGUUCGCGGAUGUCACAGAAUGGCCAGCUUGUAAAGAUGAAUUCGAGGACUUUCUCUUCACGUCUGGAAAUCACGACAAGCCUGGACAAGUUAAUAGAACCCUCUUAUACUGCGUGGCUAGAAAAGCACGAGAGAUUUUGAGGACGUUCAACCUUACAUCGCAUCAGAUAGAAAAAAUAUGAGAUCGUUUGUGACAAGUUUGAAAAGUGCUUCAUGCACUCUCGCAACCUUGUCUACGAGAUAGCAAACUAUGCCGACAACAGAACCAAGACGAGUCUGCAUAUGGAUGACUACAUGGUUGCUUUGCAUGAGCUUGGCUAUUAGGUGUGGCUUCGGAAACUCAAAAGAUCGGAUGAUAAGAGACAAGUUCGUCGUUGGCCUAAGCGAUAAGAAGUUGUCUCAGACUUUGCAGAUGGAUCCUUCGUUAACUCUCGGCACAGCCUUAGUCAAGGCAAGGCUAAAAGAUUGCACAGCAUCAGCAAAAGAAAUUAGAAAAGGAAGCCCCUAUGAUCGACGCUCACAAUAUUGAUUCUCUUGGACGCGACUCACUGGCUUCCCCCUCUGACGAAGAGUUCAGCACUGAUUCAGUAAGUUAUCGAGGAAGGACAAGGGUUCGACAGCCUGUUCUCUUUGUGGGAGGAAUCAUGGACAGAGGCAGUGCUAAGCCAGGAAUAGAGGCUGUUUCAACUGUGGGCAUAUCGGACAUUCUGCAAGAGUUUGCCAAGCCAGGUCCCCACACCGGUCCCGGACAAGUAUCAAGCACCAGCUACCGCGGACUGAGACGUCGAUGCAGUGUCUAGUUCCACGCACUUUCUAGGCUCGGUACAUACAGGCAACGGGAGAGUAACCUCCCGCUUCAUGGAAGUUUUUAUAAAUGAUGUUCUGCUCGAGGCGAAGAUCGA